CAAUAACAUACAAACGCUACCUCCUUAGUGUGACCGUUCGCUGUGCUGCUCGCCACUUUAACACGACCAGUUCCAAAAUAUCGUGAGAUUUGCGAAAAACUACAAUAAAAUGGUCGGUUGGAGCCGUUUGCUGUCGCCGGCGGUGAAGUUCGCCAACUACCGUGCUGUCUUACAGGAUCCCGCCUGCCGAAAUGCCCUGCAGCAACAGCUGCGCAGGAUGGGAGGCGAUCAUGGCCACCACCACAUGACCAUCAAGCCCUCCCGCUUCCAGUGGGACAAGUUCAAGGAUCUGAUGCACUUUUACGUAAUGCUCGGCGUGAUUCCAGUCACUGCUUUGAUCCUGUACUCAAACAUCUUCAUCGGCCCGGCGAAGCUGUCGGAGAUCCCCGAGGGUUACGAGCCCAAGCACUGGGAGUACGAGAAGCACCCCAUCUCGCGCUUCAUUUCCCGCUACAUGUUGAACUCUGAGCAGCAGAACUAUGAAAAAUCCCUGCACUACCUCUUCGAGGAGAACGAAAAAGCCCAGAUUCGUCUUCUUGAGGAUGAAGUUCGCCGCAAGAUGUCCGAGCGCAACGACUACCAGGCCUACUACUACCGUCCUUCGGUGGCCAAGUACCACAGGGUCUCCAAAGAGGCUGCUGAAGAACUGGAAGCUCUGCGUGGAGACAACUAGUUUUGUAAUAUUCUUUAAAUACAAUUGUUAGGCUCCCGUUCUGGGGGAAAUAAAGUGUGAAACGAAUUCGCAAUAUCAGCUUA
Messenger RNA from Drosophila ficusphila, 756 nucleotides. RefSeq names its product NADH dehydrogenase [ubiquinone] 1 beta subcomplex subunit 5, mitochondrial (gene ND-SGDH). Lineage: Eukaryota; Metazoa; Arthropoda; Insecta; Diptera; Drosophilidae. The transcript has 4 exons. The record is from RefSeq and is a predicted model, not a curated record. The coding region runs from base 110 to 673 and encodes 187 amino acids.